Penicillium digitatum Pd1 is the source of this 279-nucleotide messenger RNA. NCBI's taxonomy places the organism in Eukaryota, Fungi, Ascomycota, Eurotiomycetes, Eurotiales, Aspergillaceae. The record is from RefSeq and is a predicted model, not a curated record.
AUGCUGGAAUGUAACCUUGUCACUAGAUCUCCUAACUCGAUUUUCGCUAUCAAUUCCACCCCAAUUUCAAUCGAUCUUGCUCAUCGUCGUGCGUGUCACGCCGGCGAGGACCGUAUACGAAAGAUAGAGACUUUUGCUAAUAGCGUUAAGCUAAAGAAAGGCGCCGGUGUCUCCUUUCCUUGUGUUCCAUACAUUAAGGGUAAGGGUUAUACACUACCUUUUAGUAAGGAGAGAUCUAAUAGAUUGAAACCUAGUGAAUUCAUUUAUCUAGACGUCUAG